CACGGCCUUGCUCAAAAUGAAGCUGUACGUUUUCCUAGCGCUCCUUUGCACAGCACUUGCGGCGACAAAUUUUGAGAAGCAAUGCGGACAGAAGCCCGUGGCCACAACUAUCAAACCAGGGACGCCGUGGUGGUGGUUCAACAAGGAGACUGGAAAAUGCGAAAGGUUCUAUUACGGAGGCAGUGCCGAUAAUGAGAACCAGUACCUGACGCAAGAGAAGUGCGAAGAGACAUGCUUAACAGGCGAAUCCGUGUGCCGGAAACCACCGCAUCCGGGUCCUUGCCUGGGCUCCUUCCAUCGGUUCUACUACGACCAGGAGACCAACUCUUGCCGUCCCUUCGUUUAUGGAGGAUGCCACAGCAACGGCAACAACUUCGAGUCGCCCGUGGACUGCAUGCGAUUCUGCGGGUACAAGAAGCCUGAAGUGUAUUAGAAAUCAGUUCCCUAAUAAUAUUUCUCCAUUAACGGUCAGUGCAUAGAAUCAGACCAGAAAAAAAAUGGUAGAGAAUUUAUCAAAGAAAAUCAGCAGGGGACACUGAAGAAGGCGUUGUGCGGUGUUUAUUAUGUAUCAUAUUCGAUUGUUUACUUGUGAUCUACGUGAUCCUGGAAUCAAUAAAUGUUUCCAAGCUUAUUGAAUAA
Molecule: messenger RNA, 639 nt
Organism: Dermacentor andersoni
Lineage: Eukaryota; Metazoa; Arthropoda; Arachnida; Ixodida; Ixodidae
Product: carboxypeptidase inhibitor SmCI-like
Molecular function (GO): serine-type endopeptidase inhibitor activity
Source: RefSeq, a predicted model, not a curated record